AUGGUUAAGUACACAUUCAAGCCACAAAACACGACCAAGACCUCAAUGGCCCGUGGUGAUGAUCUCAAGGUCCACUUCAAAAACACAUUGAACACUGCUGCUGCUAUUAAGGGAAUGAAAGUUGUUCGUGCUCAAGCCUACUUGAACAACGUCUUGAAGAGAAAGGAAUGUAUUCCAUUCAGAAAACACAACGGAGGUGUCGGAAGAAGCGGCCAAACAAAAGGAAUGAACUGUGCGUUCGGAAGAUGGCCAGUCAAAUCGUGCAACUUCAUCUUGAAACUCAUCAAGAGCGCCGUUGACAACGCCAAGGCUAAAGGUCUCAACACAAAUCUCUUGGUCAUCAGCCAUAUUUGCGUCCACCAGGCAAGACAAACCAGAAGAAGAUUGUACAGAGCUCACGGCUCAAUUAACACUUUCGCUAGCUCACCAUCCCACAUCGAGAUCGUCUUGACUGAAAAGGAGAAGAGAGUCACUAAGCCAAAGACUGCUGAUACUGACAAGAAGGCUGCUCCAAAGCACUUCUUCCAACCACUCCUCAAGAUGUUCUAA
Entamoeba invadens IP1 is the source of this 549-nucleotide messenger RNA. Its product is annotated as 60S ribosomal protein L17, putative. Gene Ontology annotation, cellular component: ribosome; cytosolic large ribosomal subunit. NCBI's taxonomy places the organism in Eukaryota, Evosea, Mastigamoebida, Endamoebidae. The record is from RefSeq and is a predicted model, not a curated record. Bases 1 to 549 code for a protein of 182 amino acids. Gene Ontology annotation, molecular function: structural constituent of ribosome. Gene Ontology annotation, biological process: cytoplasmic translation. The transcript has a single exon.